AGUGGCUGGGGGGUGCAGUGGAGGAGUAUUUCAUCCGCAACGAUCUAGAAUGCAGAGCACCUCAGUGAAUAAAAGGCUCACUAUUUGGGCCUUUACCUACCAACCAGAUGUGGAGCCACCAAGUAAGUAUUGAGAAGUAGUGGACAGGGUGGUAAGGUUGGCUGGUCUUUGACCAAAGGGCCCUAUCCUUUCCUACUCAGCUGACCUGGAGCUAGAUGAGGUGGAGGACUUCCUCGGGGAGCUCAUGACCAACGAGUUUGAUACAGUUGUGGAGGAUGGGAGUCUGCCCCAGGUGAGCCAGCAGCUACAGACCAUGUUCCACCACUUCCGGAGGGGUGAUGGGGCUGCUCUGAGGGAGAUGGCCUCCCACAUCACCCAAAGAAAGUGCAGGGUCACAGCCACUGCACUUAUGACAGCCAGAGAAACUGAUGAUGAGGAGGAGGAUGCAGACAGCACGGAGGAGAUGGAGGUCACAGCUACGAAUGAUGGGGCAGCUACAGAUGGGGUCUGCCCCGAGCCUGAACCCUCUGGCCCAGACUCCCAGACUAUUGAAGAAGAGGAUAUAGUGGAGGAUGGCUGGACCAUUGUCCGGAGAAAGAAAUGAGUGGGGCUGGAAAUGGUUUCGGUCCUUGUUUGCUAGUUGUUUCAAAACUUGUUUUAAGGGGCUUUUUGGAGGGUUGUGGACUUCUUGACUGGUUGCCUCAUGCUACCCUCCCCCCCACUCCCCUGCCCGGUUCCCUCCACAGGAAGAAGUGCCCUAGGGUUCUUGGUUGUGGGGGUGGUGGGACCUGAUCCACUGUACUCCCCUGGACAUUAAGUUGCUACCUAAGUGACGAGGUCAGGUUUCUCAGCAUAGUGCCUGUUGGGUGCAGUCAGUGUGGAAGAGAGAUGAGUGAAUUUGAGUGUGGGUGGAGGAGCAGCUAGACACUGGUUGACUGGGCAGGUGGAUUUGUGAAGGGAGAGGACCAGCAGGAGAACCAAUACUCAGUGCUAGGGGACUGGCUGAGUCAGGAAUGGUGAGAUGAACAUGCAAAUGGAAGAGAGAAUAGUUGUGGUAUGCCCAGCCCGGAACUUGGAACCUCCCAGGAACACUCCGUUUCUGCAGCCCAGCCUCCAGCCCUGGAUUCCCUCAGGAAUUCUAAGACCUUGGUGAGGUGGAGAGCUGGGCUUUGUUUUCUAUCUCCUCCAACCCCUCCCCCCACUCUUCAUCCCAUCCCAUUUAAGUUUAGGAUGAGGCUUAAGAACUCAAUAAAUACCUUAUUGUUUAAUUUAUGAUUUGACCUGUGAGUAGCCUUGGAAUCAGCCUUCUGGAGGCUGAGCUUCAGAGCUCAGCAAGGGAGCAGUUUCUGGGCCCACCACAGCAGCCAGGCUUUGGACGAACAAAUAGAUGGACAAA
This is a messenger RNA of Trichechus manatus latirostris (Florida manatee), 1396 nucleotides long. It is a transcript of the gene TSR2, whose product is annotated as TSR2 ribosome maturation factor. The transcript has 4 exons. The record is from RefSeq and is a predicted model, not a curated record. Gene Ontology annotation, biological process: maturation of SSU-rRNA from tricistronic rRNA transcript (SSU-rRNA, 5.8S rRNA, LSU-rRNA). Bases 245 to 604 code for a protein of 119 amino acids. NCBI's taxonomy places the organism in Eukaryota, Metazoa, Chordata, Mammalia, Sirenia, Trichechidae. Gene Ontology annotation, cellular component: nucleus.